Molecule: messenger RNA, 909 nt
Organism: Cucumis sativus (cucumber)
Lineage: Eukaryota; Viridiplantae; Streptophyta; Magnoliopsida; Cucurbitales; Cucurbitaceae
Exons: 1
Coding region: 186-635 (149 amino acids)
Source: RefSeq, a predicted model, not a curated record
CACCUGCUCGGUCCCAUCCCCCAAUUUCCUCCAAAUCAGUGUGCUUUCAAUUCUCCCUUUUUCUUCCUGAUUUCGUUUCUCAAAUCUGAUUUAUUCCAUCCAUCUAUCAAAUUUCGAUUCUAAUCAACCGUUUCUGCUUCAAAAUCUCUUUCAGUCAUUUCAUCGAACACUGGUGGGUUUCCGAAAUGAAAACCAAAAACGCACAAAAUCAAAACAAAUUCAUCCGAUUCGUUACACUACCCAUCAGAGCUCUAGGGAAAGCCAAGGAUUUCUAUGUAAAAAGCAUCAUGGAUUGUGCUCCCAGAGUCUCUCAUGGUUACCCAUCUGGCCAAUUGCCCAUCUUGCCCAAAAGCUACAGCUCUCGCUCUUGCAGAUCCAAUGAAACCGACGAUUUCAGAGAGCUUGUUAAGGCCGCCUCCGUUAGAAGCUUGGAUAUUAAAGAUAUCGAUGCUGAUAUUCUUUAUCCACAGAGGCAAAGACAAUCCAAAGGAUUGCCUAAAAGUUGCAGUGUUGGAAUGGGUAGGAUUGAUGAGGAUACUGCUUGUGAAUUUGAAGAAGGCGUUGAAGAUAAAGCUCAUUUGGCUUAUCCAAGAAGUAAAAGCUACGCUGUGACUAAUUCAAAUUCUGGGUUUUGAUUCCCACUGUUCUUCAAAAUAUUCCCAAAUAAUUCAAAAUCUAUUUUUGGAUAAAUUGGGAAGCAAAAAGGAGGAAUUUUCUUGGAGACCCUUGAUCAUGCUGUUCUUCUCUGUCCGUGUAAAUAUUACUAUAUCUGUUACCAUUUGCACCCAAGUCAUUUUUGCCUAAGUAGUCAAAAUAUUGAAAAUAAAUUCCUCGAUUCUUGUUGGAACAUUUAUUCUCAACUCAUUUGGUACUUUCCUUUUUCUUUUUAAUAAUUAGUUUUGGUAUUUA